AUGGCGACGAUGGGUUUCAUGCCGGAGCCUCGAGAGAACUCCGGCAAAGGCGGGAAGUGGCGAGGGUACUGCUGGGCUGUGGCGGUUUGGAAUGGGAAUAGAAAGACGGACGGUACCUCUCCUGGGCUUGUCUCUGAACUCCUUGGAAGUUGGAACAAGUACAUCCAUCUUCCAGUUUGCCUGUCAUCUGAAAGUACAGACUAG
Messenger RNA from Colletotrichum higginsianum IMI 349063, 204 nucleotides. RefSeq lists its product as uncharacterized. The record is from RefSeq and is a predicted model, not a curated record. NCBI's taxonomy places the organism in Eukaryota, Fungi, Ascomycota, Sordariomycetes, Glomerellales, Glomerellaceae. The coding region runs from base 1 to 204 and encodes 67 amino acids. The transcript is spliced from 2 exons.